Molecule: messenger RNA, 2466 nt
Organism: Brachypodium distachyon (stiff brome)
Lineage: Eukaryota; Viridiplantae; Streptophyta; Magnoliopsida; Poales; Poaceae
Product: ABC transporter G family member 1
Exons: 1
Coding region: 157-2274 (705 amino acids)
Cellular component (GO): membrane
Molecular function (GO): ATP binding; ABC-type transporter activity; ATP hydrolysis activity
Source: RefSeq, a predicted model, not a curated record
GCACACACACAGACACCACUCGCUCCUCCGAUCCUUCCUAUAAAUCCACCCCAGUACGCAGCAGCAGUACACCUGCCUCCCAAACCCAAACCCAAACCCAAACGCCAAAACCAUCCUAGCUUAGCCUGACACCCCCAAGCUAGCACCAACAUCACCAUGCCGACCUCCGGCGGCCACGUCGCCGUCGACGUCGCGGACCCGGCUUCCGCGGCGGCGGCGGCUUCCCUCCCACCGGUGCCGUACGUGCUGUCCUUCACGGACCUCUCCUACAGCGUCAAGAAGCCCCGGGGCCCCACCGGCCAUCUCCUCCCGCCCCGCGGCAGCAACCGCCUGGCCUCCGCCACGGACUCCCCCUUCCCGUCCUCUCUCACGCCGGCCUCGAACACGAAGGCCCUCCUCUCCGGCAUCUCCGGCUCCGCAGUCAGCGGCGAGCUCUUCGCGAUCAUGGGGGCCAGCGGCUCGGGGAAAUCCACCCUGCUCGACGCGCUCGCCGGCCGCAUCUCCCGUGACAGCCUCCACGGCGCCGUCUCCCUCAACGGCGAGCCGCUCCACGGCCGCCGCCUGCGGGCCAUCUCCGCCUACGUGAUGCAGGACGACCUCCUCUACCCGAUGCUCACCGUCCGGGAGACGCUCCAGUUCGCCGCCGAGUUCCGCCUCCCGCGCUCCCUGCCCAAAUCCAAGAAGCGGGCCCGCGUGGACGCCCUGAUCGACCAGCUGGGCCUGGCGCGGGCCGCGGACACCGUCAUCGGCGACGAGGCCCACCGCGGGGUGUCCGGCGGGGAGCGCCGCCGCGUGUCCAUCGGGGUCGACAUCGUCCACGACCCGAUCCUCCUCUUCCUCGACGAGCCGACCUCCGGGCUGGACUCCACCAGCGCGUUCAUGGUGGUCCAGGUGCUGAGGAACAUCGCGCAGAGCGGGAGUGUGGUCGUGAUGACGAUCCAUCAGCCGAGUGCGAGGAUCCUGGCGAUUCUGGACAAGCUCAUGCUGCUCUCCCGUGGGCGGACUGUGUACGCGGGGAGUCCGGCCGGGUUGAAGCCCUUCUUCUCCGAGUACGGCGAGCCGAUCCCGGACAACGAGAACCCGGCCGAGUUCGCGCUCGACACCAUCCGCGAGCUCGAGCGCCAGGAGCCCCACGGGUCGUCCCCGCUCGCGGAGUUCAACGCCACGUGGCAGGCCGCGCACAGCUCGCUCGUCGUCCCCGCCAACAAGGCCGCCACCCCCAUGUCGCUGGAGCAAGCCAUCGCCGAGAGCGUCUUCCGCGGCAAGCUCGUCGCCGGCAGCACUUCAUCCUCGUCAACAACAACAUCGUCUCCAUCAUCAUCGGUGCCGACGUACGCGAACCCGCUGGCAAUCGAGGUCUGGGUGCUGAUCAAGCGCUCAUUCACCAACACGCGCCGCCUGCCGGAGCUCUUCUGGAUGCGGCUGGCGACGAUCAUGGUGACCGGCUUCAUCCUGGCGACGAUCUUCUUCCGGCUCGACGACACGCCCAAGGGGGUCCAGGAGCGUAUGGGGUUCUUCGCCAUGGGGAUGUCCACCAUGUUCUACGUCUGCGCCGACGCGCUGCCGGUGUUCGUCCAGGAGCGCCACAUCUACCUCCGGGAGACGGCGCACAACGCCUACCGCAGCGCCUCCUACGUGCUGGCCAACGCCGUCGUCUCCUUCCCGCCGCUCGUCGUCCUCGCGCUCGCCUUCGCCGUCACCACCUUCUUCGCCGUCGGGCUGUCCGGCGGCGCGCCGUCCUUCGGCUUCUUCGCCCUCAUCAUCCUCGCUUCUCUCUGGGCCGGGAGCGGCUUCGUCACGUUCCUCUCGGCCGUCGUGCCGCACGUCAUGCUCGGCUACACGGUGGUUGUGGCGAUCCUGGCAUACUUCUUGCUCUUCUCCGGGUUCUUCAUCAACCGCGACAGGAUCCCGGAUUACUGGAUCUGGUUCCAUUACAUCUCGCUCGUCAAGUACCCGUACCAGGCCGUGCUGCAGAACGAGUUCGGGGACGCUGCGAGAUGCUUUGCGAGGGGCGUGCAGAUGUUCGACGGGACCCCCAUUGGGGGAUUGCCGGAGUCGGUGAAGAUGAAGGUGCUCGGCGCCAUUGGGAACACGCUGGGGACCAAGCUCACGGCGCAUACUUGCGUUACUACCGGCGCUGACGUGCUGGCGCAUCAGGCAGUCACUGAUAUUGGGAAGUGGAUGAGUUUAUUGGUGACUGCCGGGUUUGGGUUCUUCUUCAGGGCGCUCUUCUACGUCGUCUUGCUCCUCGGCAGCAAGAACAAGAGGAAGUAGAUUGAUAGAGCUCGGCCUUUUUUAUCGAUCCAUCAAUGGAGAUACAUGUAUGUAUGUAUACAUGGUAUUGAUUUGUUUUUCUUUUCUUUUUUGUUGAGUAGACCGAACGGGUAAUGUAUGUGAAUUGUUCAGUUUUAUUGUUUUGUUAUAAAUACGUCAAUACAUACAUAUAUACGUUACAUUCAUGUGUUA